Messenger RNA from Plasmodium gallinaceum, 3945 nucleotides. RefSeq names its product conserved Plasmodium protein, unknown function. The coding region runs from base 1 to 3945 and encodes 1314 amino acids. The record is from RefSeq and is a predicted model, not a curated record. NCBI's taxonomy places the organism in Eukaryota, Apicomplexa, Aconoidasida, Haemosporida, Plasmodiidae. The transcript has 4 exons.
AUGGAUAUUUUAAAUAACAAGAUAAAAAAGAAAAAGAUAUUUUCAGAAGAGAGUAACAGUGAUAAAGAAAAUGAUUCGUAUAAAAUAAAUGAUGAAAAAUUAAUAGAAAAUCAACCGAUUUCGAGUUUUAUUGAAAUAACUGAAAAUAAAAAUAUCAUAAAUAAUAAAUAUGAAAGUGAAAACAAUUUAUUAGAUGAUAAUAUACCAGAGGAAAAUAAAGAAGAAAAAAAAGAAAGUAAUAGUAAUGAAUAUGAUAGUAAUAAAAUUGAAAAUUGUGAAUAUAAGGAUAAUGAAAACCAAAGUAAUGAUGAAGAAUAUAAUUUAAAAGAAAAAAAAAAAAAAAAAAGAAAGUUAAGAAAAAAUUUUCAUGAAAAUAGCAAAGGGGAUUCUGAAGAUUUAAUAGAAAUUGGGAAUAAAGAAUCUAAAAUAGACAAAAAAAAAUUUAUUGUAAAAAAUAAUAAAAGUAAGAAUACAUCUGAUAAAAAAAAUGUAGUUAUGAAUGAUAUAAAUAACAAAUUAAAAAACUGUGAAAUAGUAAAUGAGAAGCAUGAAUUUGAUGAAGAAAAUGAUAAAAAAGAUAAAUACGAAGUAAAGGAAGAUGACAAUAAAGAUAAAAAUUGUGAAGGUAAAAAUGAAAAUAAAGAUAAUUCUGAAAGUGAAAAUGAAAGUGAAAGUGGAGAUAAAAGUAACGAAGAUGAAUAUAAUCAAGAAUUAGAAGAAGAUUUUGAAAAAACAAAAGAAAAAAAAAAAAAAAAAAAAAUAAAAAAUUCCAAACUAAUGGAUGAUACUAAUCCUGAUGAAGACAAAUUAAAAUUAAAAUUAAUUCAAAUAUCUUUUUCAAAAAAGGAAUAUAAUAUUGAAGAAUAUAUUUAUGAGUGUUUAAAGGUGAUGGUUCCAUUAAAUAAGAGAGAUAUUUUUUUAAGUAAUGAAAACAUAAUUUUUGAACAUAUAGAGAACGAAGAUUUAAAAAAAUUAGAAAUUUUAUGGUUUAAUAAUUUAACAAAAAAUAGACAGAAAAGUAUAACUGAUUGUUUCAGUACUUUAAAUAAAUUAAAUAAAGAAAGUAAUAGCAAUGUUAAUAAUAUGAAUAAAGAAGAAAAUUUAGACAAUGAAAGUAAUGUAUGUAAUGAAAACAAAAAUAAUUCAUUAACAUGUCAUAUUUUUGAUCAAAAUAAGGAAAUAAUUAUCGUUGAUUAUUUAGUUGAACUAUGUAAUCAGCAAGUAAAAUUAAUAAAAGAAUAUAUAUCAUAUAUAAAAAAAAAUAUAUAUGAUUUAUCUUCAAUAGUAGAAAAUAAUGAAAAAAUAAAUGAAAUGAAAAUAGUAGAACCAAUGAAAAGAAGAGAAUUAUUUUUUUACUUAAAUAUAUGUAUAUCAAUAAAUUAUGUUCAAGAGUGUUUACCAAAUAUUUAUUCAAUUUCUUCUAGUAUAUCUCCAGAUGUUAGAGGCUUCAAUUUACAUCCGAUGUUUUCUCAUAUUAAUAAAAAGAAAGAACAAAAAAAUGAAAAUGUAGGUAAUCCAUGGGAAAAACUUAAAUUAUUAAAAAAGGGGAAAAAAAAUGACACAUUAAAUAUAAAUGAAUAUAUUAAAAAAAAAAAAGAUAUAGUGUUUAAAGAUGAAAAAGAAAAUGAAGAUAAGGAUAUGGAAAAAGAAAAAAUAAAUUUAGAGGAAAUAAAACAUAUAGAAAAAGGGAAAUUAGAAGAAAUAGAAAAAAAAAAAAGAGAACUAGAAGAAAUGAAAAGAAAAAAAAAAGCAUUAGAAGAAAUUGAAAAAAAAAAAAAAGAAAGAGCUGAUAAAAAGACAUUUAAUAUAUAUUCUUUAUUGGAAUCAGCUGGUCAAUUUUUUGGAGAAGGUCCUAAAUAUUCUAAUCCGAAUAUUCAAGAAUUUCAUAAGUCUAAUAAUAACCAAUUAGUAUAUAUAAAACCACCUGAUAAUAUUGAUGAAAAAAAUAUAUUAAUAAAUUUUUUCUUACAAUUUCCAAGCAUAAAUAAAAAGUUAGAAUAUAAUAAAAGAAGAAUAUAUGCAGAAAAUUAUGGGUUAAUUAAAAUUAUUAAAAAUAAUGAAAAUUUGCCUAUAAAUUUUGAGUUAAAUACACAACCAUGGAAAUUAGAAGAAUAUAAAAAUUUAUGGUAUGAACAAAAUAAACUUAACAAUUUUCAAAUAUGGAAUAUGUCUAAUGUAUUAAAUUAUGAUCAUUCAUCAGAAUAUACUCAAUUUUCUAAUACCAAAACAGAACAAGCUAAUCAAACUGAAAACAUUACUUGUGAAAUGAACAAAAACGAAAAUACAAAAAAUGAAACAAGUGAAAAUGAAAUAUAUAAAAAUGAAAAUAUAAAAAAUGAAACAAGUGAAAAUGAAAAUAUAAAAAAUGAAAUAUAUAAAAAUGAAAAUAUAAAAAAUGAAAAUAUAAAAAAUGAAAAUAUAAAAAAUGAAAAUAUAAAAAAUGAAAAUAUAAAAAAUGAAAUAUAUAAAAAUGAAGAAACACCUAUAAUAAUAGAUGAUUCUGAUAAAAAAAAAAAUACAAAAGACGAAAACAUAAGAACAAAUAAUUUUGAAAUAAAAAAGACAGGUACUAAAAAAAGAAGUGAAAUUUUAACCAAGAAAAUAAAAAAAAUAUGUUCUGCUGAUGAUUCGAAGCAAAUGAAAUUAACAUCUUUUUUAAGUAAGGAUAAAAUAAAUAAAAAUAUAGAUAUAAAAAGUAAGGAUAUAAACAAAAUUAAUGUAGAUGUAAAAGAAGAAUUAAGUAAUAAAUCUGAUUAUAUGACCAGUGAAAACGAAGAACUAGAAUAUAUAUCUUUAAAAAAAAAAAAGAAAAAAAUACUAGAUGAUGAACAAAUUAAUAACGAAUAUAAUACUAAUAAUUUAAAUAAUGACAUUGAAAAAAAAAAGAAUGAAGAGUCAAAUAAUAAUAAUGAAAACGAAAGUAUAAGUGAAGACAAAAAACAAAUAUAUGAGGAAUUAAUUAAAAAGCAAAAAUUUAAGGAAGAAAAAAAAAGAUUACUAAAUGAUAAAAUGAAGGAAAUAUUUGAAUUAGAAGCAGAGGAAAGUGAAGAUGAAAAUAUAGAAGAUCCUGAAGAAAGAAAAAAAGCACAGCUUUUAAAGAAUCAAAAAAUAGAAGAAAAUGAAACAGAAGAUGAUGAGGAAUAUAUCAGUGAAGAUUUCAAUGAAUUUAUAAAUAAUGAAGAAUACAAUAGUGACAAUGAUAUAAUAAAACUAAAACACGCUGAAGAAAUGGAAAAAUUAGAAGAAGAUAUUUUUCUUAAAAAAUUUACCUAUCAAGGAAAAGAAUUUAAUAAAGAAUUAACUAAUAAAGAAAAGUUAGAAUUAGAAAGAGAAAGACAAUUAUUAAGAAGAAAAAAAUUAUUACUUAAUUGUAACAUAGGAAAUGUGAAACUUAGUGAUUUUGAAUCGGAUAGUAGUAGUAAUAGUAGUUCAAAUGAGCCUUUUAAGAAUUCUUUAUAUGAAUCUUUUACUGAAUUUGAAAAUAUAGACAAAGUAAAAAAAAAUAAAAAUUCAUUAGAAUAUUCAUAUAAUGAUAAUGUUUUCAAAAAGGGAGAAUAUAUUAGUGAAGUUGAUGAGAAAAAAAAGAAACAAAUUUUAAAAAAGAUUGAUGAUGUAAUAUAUAGAAAAGAGGUAAAUACAAAUGAAGGUAAAAAAAUUGUUAUUAAAAAAAAAAGAAAAAUUCGUUUUCAUCAAGAUUUAUCUGAUAUAACAGUAACAGAAGAAGAAAAAUUAGAUGAAUAUGAAAAAACAAAAAAGAAACAUAAAAAAGUAAAAAGUAAUGUAAUAAUGCAACCUAGCUCAUUAAAUAUUUCAACUAAAAUAGUAAAUCAUACCAAUAAAGCAUCAAUUAAAUGGAAUAAUAAUAUAAAAGAUAUUAGUGAGUUAGAUACACCAACAAAUGGAGAAAUAUUUAAAGGAUUUAGGAAGGUAGAAAAUGUUCAAUAA